Eruca vesicaria subsp. sativa (arugula) is the source of this 184-nucleotide messenger RNA. The record is from the annotation of a GenBank genome assembly. NCBI's taxonomy places the organism in Eukaryota, Viridiplantae, Streptophyta, Magnoliopsida, Brassicales, Brassicaceae.
CUUUAUAGAACCACAAAGCACAAGUACACAAUCAAGUUCAACGAAGCGAGUUUGUUUAGAAAGAUAGAACCAGUGAACGGUUCUAAAUUUCUAUGCUGUGCAAACUUCCGUGGUAUCAAUCGGGGUGUUUAUCAUCCUAUGUACUGCAUUGGUAUGUUAAGUAUGAUUUACCCUUUCUUAGAUU